Macrosteles quadrilineatus (aster leafhopper) is the source of this 491-nucleotide messenger RNA. RefSeq lists its product as uncharacterized. Bases 69 to 479 code for a protein of 136 amino acids. The record is from RefSeq and is a predicted model, not a curated record. Lineage: Eukaryota; Metazoa; Arthropoda; Insecta; Hemiptera; Cicadellidae. The transcript is spliced from 3 exons.
GUGGCACCUGGCACCACCAAAAUGCUCAUGGUUACAAGUUAAUACGGUUAGAAGCGCAAAAGGUGACAAUGAUGUCAAAAUUCAUCAAAUCCGGUCUGCUAGUAACUUUCAUGACAACCAUGUCUCCAGCUCUUGUCAUUAGGGAGAGGCCAUCCCUCCAAGACAAGGGACAGGUAGUUCCAGUUCGUCGCUAUUUCAUCAGUAUUAAAGAUUACAUUAUCUUCACCAUUGCAAUGGUUUUAUUCUGCGUGGCAAUGUAUUUGAUCAUCAAAGGAGUGGCAAAGUUGUUAAAUCGAAUGACACUCUGGGUCGUGGCCCGUGAUUGUGCUUGUGCACAAAACAAUGAAGAAAUCAAUCCAUGCCCAACAAUUUCUGAACAAGUUGACUUUUUUACCACAGGCACGCACUCACAGGAGAGACUACUAGCAGCUAAGAAAUACCCCUGUCAAGAAUGUAAAGAGAGUGCCUUCCUCCUCUAAUAGAGAAUUAAA